AUGGCUACUAAAGUCAAUGAAUUCCGAUAUAUCACUGGCCAAGAAACAACGUCAACUGAAGUUCCACUAAAAGAUGCGUUGAUAGUUAAGCUUUCUAAUAGAAAAUUAACAUCAAAAGUGUUGGCGGCACUUCCCGCUAUGGAACCUGAUGUACUACAUUUAAAACGAGUAAAAGGCGAUACGAUAUUGGUUGGAUUGGCUCAAGAUGGAUUAGAAGAGGAUGUAAGGUAUCUUUUUAUUCUUUUGUGUUGUUUUUUAGGAGGAUAUUCUAUGGAAGUGACGGGAUUUGGUCAAUUUUGUUGAGGAACAUGUCUGAUUUUGACUUUUUGUAGCUUCAAAGGAUUUUACGUCUAAAGGUCUCAAAAUACACUGUUUUAGGACGCGUUUAAAAGCUCUCGAUCCGGACGAUGAACUAGUUUAUCAAACUCACCAAAUACCAACAAAAUCUCCUGUAACAAGAGCUCAAUUUGAAGAGUAUAAGGUUUAUUGGCCUGUUCAUUAUAGAGAAGAUCCUGAAUUAGAAAAGAAGGUAAUUGAUGAAUAUUUUAAGAGUACGAGGAGGGAUAAGCUGUUAAAAGAAUUGGAAAACACACAGAUAGCAGAUGGCUGUGUCAUAGUGGACGCCGAAUGUUCAACUACAUUGAGCAAGGCCUCUGAAGCCCGACCUAAAGGGCUGAAUCCUCUUAGACACCCUUUUAUGAGGGCUUUGGAGUUGUUCUGCGAGCGUCAGAAAGCCAGAAGGAAACGAUCUUUGAGUGGAGAUCAGUAUCUAUGCAAUAGUGAGUUUUUAUCAUGGAUUCUGUAAAGUUUAACAUCUAGUGUAAUUGAAUUUUUAAUUUGAUCUCAUUGUAGAUUGCAUUGUUCUUCUGGAAAACGAACCCUGCGCAAUGUGUGCUAUGGCAUUAGUUCACAGCCGUACAAUGACAGUAAUAUUCAAGAAUCCGUCAUCUAAUGGGGCGUUCGUAACAAAUUGUCAGUUACACCUGAAUAAAAAGCUGAACCAUCAUUAUGAUGUAUUUCACUUAAAAUAAUAUUAUUGUUAUAUUUUAAUAAACUUGUUGUUAUGUUUGAAAUCUUUUUGAAUAUUAUAUGUAAUUGCGCCGGAAGAACAACUUUAUUCAGAACGUUGACGUUUGAGUUGGGUCCUGGCACGAAAGAUUGAUUUUCGUAGCGAAAAUAAAUUAAAGUUUUUUGGGUGGCAAAUUUUGAUUGAACUGUUGAAAAUGCAGCUUUUAGAGGUUUUUUUCAUCUAUUUUCAUAUUCUUUAUGUGUAAUUUCCUUCACAAAACGAUUUUUGACUUUAUUUUUAUUAAUUUUAUAUUGUUUUAGGUUUAAGAAUGUCCGUUGAAGCUCUGCGCGCUGAGUUCCGUGCUAACCUGCCGGUCGCCAUGACCAUCAAAGCAGCCGAUAGCUUGUUGUACAAGUCUAACAGGACCUACACUCAAAUCCCACUCGAUGCUGCUCACAAGGGAGGACACCACAACAAGCGAGGUGGAAACCGUCGCAACUCGCACAACCCCAUCCGUGAAGCCAUCGAUGAGGCCAAGAGAACUCUGGAUGAUGUGAGAGGUGGAAAGGGUGGACGCAGAAAGAGAAACUCUCACAGCCGCAACCGUAAGUUGUUUUACUUUUUGUUUUCUUGGUUUUAGGUAUCAGAUUGGAUGAAUGUUACUGUUUUUGGUAAGUUUUUUGGGGGACUUCUGCUUUUUAAAAGGGAUUGAUGAAUAUUAUAAUCUUUUGGUUUUUUAGGUCGUAGCACAUGUGGCGACAACGAGCUUGACCAACUCCGCACUGAAGUGGCUGAUCUGAAGACGGAGAAUGCUGAUAUCAAGAAGGAGCUGGCCGAAAUCAAGGAAUUGGUCAAAAAGGUAUGUUCUUUUAUGUCUGGUUUUGAAUUUUUUUAGGUUGUUUUUAACGUUUAAAGGUUAAAUUAUGUUGUUUUUGGCUUUAAUUGCUGUUAAACUUUAUUAUUUAUCUUAUCAUAGGCAAUGAAGGGGAAUAACUGCUUUUUGUUGUCACUUUUUUGUAAAAAUAGCAAAAGAGUUGGAAGUUUAGGAUAACAUAGGUUACAUUAUUGUUCAGCUAAGCUAAUGAAAGUUGAUCUAUGUUAUUUCGUAUCUCUAACCUUAUUUUUGUUUUUCUGCAUUUGUUAUCACUUUUUGGGUAUUAUUUUUUUGAAGCUUUGAAGUUAGUUUUUCAAAUAGUUAAUUAGGGUCUUCUAGGAGCUAGUCCAGUCCGUUUUGGUCAUUGGAGAUGGAAAUCUGACUUUUUCUGCAGCUUUAUCUCAACUUUUGCCUAAUAUUCGGCUAGUUGGUUCUGUACUCGAAGCUUCAGAAGAACAAUUCAUUCAGCGUUAUCCUCGUGGAAUCAGAUCGUUAGAAGUAUUGAGAAGUUCUCCUCGUUGUGAAGUAAAGUUUGGUCUUGAUGCGACCAACUGUCCCGACUUUAUCGACCAAUUUGACUUCAUAAUUUGGAAUUUUCCGCAUUUUGGAGGCAAAACUAACAUAAGAAGGUCGAAAAUGUUGUUAGGACAAUGUUUUCAAAGUUUGGCGAUGAAGAUGAAGGAUUCAGCGAGGUUUCAGCUAUCUUUGACUUGUCUACAGGCUGGAUUUGAUGUUCCGAUGGAUGGGUUAUAUCAAAGAGAAGUUGUUGAACAUAGAAAAGAUUCUUGGAAUCCAAUUGAUGUGGCUGCUGAGUUUGGAUUCUAUCUUCAGAGGGCGUUUGAGUUCUUUCCGAUUGAUGGUUAUUUUUCAUCAGGAUAUUUGAAUAGAGAUCAGUUCUUUCACAAUCAUACAGCUAUUACUUUGGAGUUUGUCAAGAGGAAGAUACCUCUGAUCCUUCAAGACGCUGUAGACAUGGAAGAAGGUGUUCAAAUGAUCAAUACAACAGAAUUAACUGAUAAAGAAGAAGAAUUGGGUGUCGUUGACGAAAUCGAAGGCAAACGUUCUGCUUUUAAGACGAUGUUCAACAAGAUUUAUCCAUCAUACAGAUAUGAUAUCUCUAUAUUGUAUUCUGUAGACGUAGGAUUGGAGCACUAUGAAGGUGAAAUACUACGAUUUUUGAGGUCAAAGUAUGGUGUAAUUGUUAAAGAUGUUAAGGAGAAAAAAGAGUUGAGAUCUAUGCACAAUGGGCGUAUUAAUAGAAUUUAUACUUUGAUCUGGCAAUCGUCGUCUUUUCCGAUGAAUAAGAAGAUUUGCAAUUUACUGCAAGAUCAAUUGAGACAAGAGAUUAAGGAUUUUCUUCCAAACGGACUGGAUUUGAGUUAAAAUGUAAUUUUAUUGUUUUGAAAUUUUUUAACCUUAGAAAUUGUUAUAGAGCUGUGUUUUUGAGAUUUAAGGAUUCAUCAUGUUAAAGUCAAAGUUUAGACACAUUUUUAGGUAAUAAAAAACUGAAACAUUACAAAAAAUAACCUAAAAAUCGAUGUUAAUGCGAAUUAUUUUAGUUCUGUGGUGUUCAAGUCAGCUGCUCCGCUAAGGAAGCCGCUCCAGCCAAAGAAGCCGCUCCAGCUAAGGAAGAGAAGAAGGAUGAAGACUUCGACCUGUUCGGCUCUGAUGAAGAAGAAGAUGCCGAAGCUGCCAGAAUCCGCGAAGAACGUCUGAAGGCCUACGCUGCUAAGAAGGCGGCGAAACCAGGCCCAAUUGCCAAGUCUUCAGUCAUCUUGGACGUCAAACCAUGGGACGACGAGACCGACCUUAACGAGAUGGAGCGUCUUGUAAAGAGCAUCGAGCAAGACGGUCUGGUUUGGGGAGCUUGUAAGUUUUUAUUUCUGGUAUCAAUUUAAUGUUUUUUUUAAGUUUUUGGAUAUUUAAAGGAGAUUCAAGUCAAUCUUGUGGUUUAUGUUAACCAUGUAAUUUUAUGAUACUAAUUAUGUUAUUUCAGCUAAACUUAUCCCAGUCGGCUAUGGCAUCAAGAAACUUCAAGUUGUGUCGACCAUUGAGGACUUGAAAGUCUCAGUCGAUGAUUUGAUCGAGAAGAUUCAGGACGACUUUACCGAUCAUGUCCAAUCUGUCGACGUCGUCGCUUUCAACAAAAUUUAA
This is a messenger RNA of Bursaphelenchus okinawaensis, 4037 nucleotides long. NCBI's taxonomy places the organism in Eukaryota, Metazoa, Nematoda, Chromadorea, Rhabditida, Aphelenchoididae. The record is from the annotation of a GenBank genome assembly.